UUUGUAUAAGACCAUGAGUAUACCCAUCAAGAUCUCAAUUUUCUUCUUGUCAACCAUUGCGUCACUCUUUUGUCAACGAGCGCCAUAAUUUUCGAUUCUUCAGCCAUGUCCCCGAAGCUCUUUCUCGCGGCGUCGGCGCUGGCUGCUUCUGUUCUUGCUCAAAUUCCCGGAACUUUGACUCCUGAGGUUCACCCCUCCUUGGCCACUCAGCAAUGCACCAAAGCUGGUGGAUGUGUCACUGUGAACACUUCAAUUGUUCUUGAUUCUCAGUACAGAUGGAUGCACAACGUUGGAGGACAUAUCAACUGCGUUAGUACCGGAUUCAACAGCACCUUGUGUCCUGAUGCAGCCACUUGUGCCAAGACCUGUGCCCUGGAAGAUGUUGAUUAUGCCAGCUACGGCAUCCACACUUCAGGCAGUUCUUUGACUCUCAACCUUUUCAAGCAAGAGUACAAUGUGACUACUCAGUCAUCGCCCAGAGUCUACCUUCUUGCCAAUGAGACCACAUACGAUAUGCUCCACCUCCUCAACAAAGAGUUGACAUUCGAUAUCGAUGUGUCGCAAGUUCCCUGCGGUAUCAAUGGCGCUCUCUAUCUUUCUGAGAUGGAUCCUACUGGUGACUCCAGUUACUUGAACAAGGCUGGUGCAAAAUACGGAACUGGGUAUUGUGAUGCUCAGUGCCCAGUUAACAACUUCGUCAAAGGUGUUGCAAAUUUGAACAUGACAAAUGGUGCUUGCUGCAACGAGAUGGAUAUCUGGGAAGCCAACAACGCCGCCACUGCCUUCACGCCCCAUCCCUGCAAUGCCACAGGCUACCUCGGUGUCUGCGACUCGGAUGGUUGCGACUACAACGCAUACCGCAUGGGUAACCAGAAUUUUUACGGCCCAGGUAAGGCGGUCGACACAACCAAGCCUUUCACUGUUGUCACGCAAUUCAUCACCUCGGACUGCACCGACAAGGGAACACUCUCCUCAAUCAAGCGUCUCUACGUCCAAGGCGGAAACGUCAUCGCCAACGCCGCAGUCAACAUCCCCGGCAUGGCUACCCAGAACAACAUCGAUAACGCCUACUGCGCUUCCGAGAAGAAGGUCCUGGGCGGAAGUGAUGCGUUCACCAACCAUGGUGGAAUGUCCCAAAUGGGCCAGGCUCUCAGCCGUGGCAUGGUACUCAUCUUUAGCAUCUGGAUGGACAACGGAAGUGGCAUGCAGUGGCUUGAUGCUUCUUUCCCUGCGACCGCCAAUGCUACAACACCGGGCGUUGCAAGAGGCCCUUGCUCGGCUACUUCCGGAGAUACUACAAUGCUUACCGCUAAGUAUCCUAAUGCUGCUGUUACGUUCUCGAACAUCAAGGUUGGAGAGCUUCAGUCUACAUUUGGAAAUCCCGCCGCUGUUCCCAAGAAUUAGAGGCACGAACCAUGUGCUGAAAUUAUAU
This is a messenger RNA of Hyaloscypha bicolor E, 1432 nucleotides long. RefSeq names its product glycoside hydrolase family 7 protein. The transcript has 3 exons. The record is from RefSeq and is a predicted model, not a curated record. NCBI's taxonomy places the organism in Eukaryota, Fungi, Ascomycota, Leotiomycetes, Helotiales, Hyaloscyphaceae. Gene Ontology annotation, biological process: carbohydrate metabolic process. The coding region runs from base 106 to 1404 and encodes 432 amino acids. Gene Ontology annotation, molecular function: hydrolase activity, hydrolyzing O-glycosyl compounds.